Bufo gargarizans (Asiatic toad) is the source of this 916-nucleotide messenger RNA. RefSeq names its product nuclear transport factor 2 like export factor 2 (gene NXT2). Gene Ontology annotation, cellular component: nuclear pore central transport channel. The record is from RefSeq and is a predicted model, not a curated record. Bases 125 to 553 code for a protein of 142 amino acids. Lineage: Eukaryota; Metazoa; Chordata; Amphibia; Anura; Bufonidae. Gene Ontology annotation, biological process: protein import into nucleus. The transcript is spliced from 4 exons.
AUGACGUCAUGCCCUCAAAGAAGCCAAUACAUUCUAAGCGUUACCUCACAGCCAUAGACUACUAACCGAUGUUCUAAGUCACAUCUGCUCAUUAUUGGCGCGCGGCGGAGGACUGCGGGCGACCAUGGCUUCUAAUGACUUCCGGGUUGAUGUAGACCUGGCGUGUCGGGCCGCCGAUGACUUCAUAAAUCUGUAUUACGAAACCGUUGACAAGAGGAGAAGGCAACUCGUAAAACUCUAUAUGGAUACUGCAACUUUAGUUUGGAACGGCAAUCCGAUUUCUGGACAGAAUGCUCUUAUUGAAUUCUUUGAAAUGUUACCGUCAAGUGACUUUACAGUGAAUAUGGUCGACUGUCAACCAGUUCAUGAAACGGCUACUCAAGGCCAGAAGACUGUGCUGGUUGUUGCAAAUGGAGCUGUAAAAUUUGAAGGGAAUAAACGUCACUACUUUAACCAGAUUUUCCUCCUGACUCUGCAUACCACCCCAUCAAACAGCGUGUGGAAGAUUGCAAGCGACUGCUUCCGUUUUCAAGAUUGGGCCAACGCCUCAUAAAGCGUCACUUGGAGCUGGACUUUUUUUUUUUUUUUUUUUCGUGGAGGAUGUUUUGCUCGGAAGAAAAGACUCGAUUAUGAGAGAAGAUUUUGUUUCAGUAUAGCCGAUUUAAUAAAAAAAUAAAUAAAUACGGUAGUUGGUGUAUUUUUUUAUUUAUUUAUUUUUAUGUACUUUUACCCUCGGACAUUUGCUUAUAUUUUGUGUUUUGCUUUUCUUGUUAGUGUUUUGUAUAUGGUGUGAAUAUUUCAUGUAUUAUAAAUCAAAGACCACAUCGAAUUUUGUAACUGAGGUGGUAAUGUUUGAUCUCUAGGAGACAAAGCAAUAAAUGAAGAUACUGGCUAACGCCAGCUAUUUUGUUUACAA